This is a messenger RNA of Fonsecaea erecta, 5706 nucleotides long. RefSeq lists its product as hypothetical. The transcript has 3 exons. The record is from RefSeq and is a predicted model, not a curated record. The coding region runs from base 1 to 5706 and encodes 1901 amino acids. Gene Ontology annotation, molecular function: ATP-dependent chromatin remodeler activity; DNA binding; ATP binding. NCBI's taxonomy places the organism in Eukaryota, Fungi, Ascomycota, Eurotiomycetes, Chaetothyriales, Herpotrichiellaceae.
AUGGCCACUACGGGAACUUCAAGACUAGAUCGUCUUGUCACCUUGCUGGACAAGGGCAGCACACAGCUCAUUCGAAAUACCGCCGCACAACAACUUGCCGAUGUUCAGAAACAGAACCCUGACAAUCUCUUUGCCCUACUUGGCAGGGUUCUCCCCUACCUGCAGUCCAAAUCAUGGGACACCCGCACAGCUGCCGCCAAAGCCAUAGGCGGUAUCAUUUCGAACGCCGAAAAGUUCGAUCCUAAUGCUGACGAUGCAGACACCAAGUCCGAGCCCCUCAAGGUCGAGGAGGUGCCCAUCAAGAUUGCCGAAAAGACUCCCGAAGUGGAUGACCUUCUUCAGCUCAGCACUCUUGACAUCAAAUUGAUCCUUAAUCAUGGGAAGAAACUGCUUGGCAGCGCCGGCAAGGAGUAUGAAUUCUCAAUGGCGGGUAUGACGCCUGCUCAACGCCUGGCGCAUCAGAAGCAGAGUCUUACUGCUCGACUCGGCCUCGGUGGUGAAUACAUGGAGGACGACUUGGUGAACGAGCACGACUUCGCAGCAAGCUCGCAGUACAAACCUGCUACAACCCCGGGUCUGACUCGAGUAGAUACCAAAUCAGGAACGCAACGACUCGACAGCGUGGGCCCCGCCACUCCCUACAGUGCCGUGUCUCCUUCAGAUCACAAUGGUCAUUCCCUGCCAGAUGAGUCCAACUUGAGCAAACGACAAUUGAACCAGCUGAAAAGGAAAAACAAGUCGGCCGCCAAAGCCGGCGCGAGCAAGAUGCGCGUGGUUGACCUUUCUGUGCGGCGUCAGCCCGAGUCUGGCCAGACACCGGCUUCAGCGGUUCCACAUCCAGUGAAGCUCAACGGCCACGAAGACUCCAACGGGGAUGCUCAACCAGACUACUUCUCGAUCAAGCAAGAAGGCUCCGAUGACACCACCGCGCUUGUCUCUGAGUACAAGGGCGAAGCUGCUCCGGAAAAGCCCCUCAUCCAACCCGACGAAGAGCACGCCCACGAUUGGCCAUUUGAUGUUAUGUGUGACUUCUUAUCGGUGGACCUUUUUGACCCUAAUUGGGAGAUCCGACACGGAGCGGCCAUGGGUUUGCGAGAAAUUCUCCGUGUGCAUGGACAUGGUGCUGGUCGUCGAUAUGGCAAGUCCAGAGCUGAGAAUGACCUUGCAAAUCGCCGCUGGCUUGAUGAUCUGGCAUGCCGCUUGCUUUGUGUUCUGAUGCUAGAUCGUUUCGGGGAUUAUGUGUCAGACACAGUGGUUGCCCCGAUCCGUGAGUCGAUUGGUCAGACUCUAGGUGCUUUACUCACUCAAUUACCCGACGACCUGGCUAUUUCUGUCUAUAACUGCUUGCAGGAAAUGGUGAAUCAACAGAAUACGGGUCUGAAGCAUCCAAUUUGGGAAGUAUGUCAUGGAGGCAUGAUUGGUCUGCGUUAUUUUGUUGCUGUUCGCAAAGAUCUUCUUCUGAGUCACACCAACCUCCUCGAUGGUGUUGUCGCAGCCGUCAUUCACGGACUUGCUCAUCCUGAUGACGAUGUCAAGUCUGUCAGCGCAGCAACCCUCAUUCCAAUUGCUGAGGAGUUGACAACUAUGCGCCCAGACGCUCUGGGCCAACUUAUUAGUGUCGUGUGGGAGUGUCUCUUGGAAAUGCAAGACGACCUAAGUGCCAGUACCGGAGCCGUCAUGGAUCUUCUUGCAACUCUCUGCUCGCACCAAGAGAUCUUGGAGGCAAUGCGUAUGAACGCGGAAGGGGACCGAUGGCAGACCUUCGACAAGCUCGUUCCCCGUCUGUACCCUUUCCUGCGACAUACAAUCACCAGUGUGCGGCUGUCAGUGUUGAAGGCGUUGGCCACGUUCCUGAAUGUCUCGAAUGCGAACAAUAUGGAAUGGGUAGAUGGCCGUGUGGUCCGCCUGAUAUUCCAAAACAUGUUACUCGAGCGGAAUGAAACGGUCCUGUGGAUGUCCUUCGAGGUCUGGAAAGCUCUCAUUACCUUCAUGGAACAGCGAGGGUUUUCUACGUUCGCCGCGGAGUUAGAGCCGCACGUAGCACCCAUGAUUGGGGCCACCAUCCAGCCUAUCGGUCAAGCAAGGAGCCCUAUUCCCAUGGACACGCUUCUUCUCAUCAAACCAUCGGGGGCUCCCAUGGUCCCCAUCGCGACAAAGCACGGGUAUACUUCUGAAUCUGAUCAGCAGGUCAGGAAACGACGAAAAUUUGAGAAACCUGACACAAAUCAGCAGCACGUUUCCCACAACACCGACGGACACAUGUUACACGGGGAAGUAGAUCUCGUGGGAAUGGAUGUCAUGCUACGCACAAGAAUCGUCUGCUCACUGGCACUCGGCAUUCUACUCAGCAAACAAAGCGCAUCUUCGGUUGAUUCAUAUUGGACUCGCCUGAUGUCUUUUGUCACUUCUCCUCAUUCAAGCUCAAGCCUGUUUGCAGCGAUGAUUUUGGAGGAACUUGCAAAGAACCAGUCCCAGAAGCCAGCGAAUACAUCAGAGAUUGUUUCACGAUUGCAGCAGGCCCUUGACGAAACCGGAAACAACUGGUAUGCAGACAUAGUGUCUUCCUUGCAUGCGGCCCGAGGCCAAUGCCAGUCUUUGGUUAGCGCUUUUCAGAAUCAGGCGCAUGUCUCUCGAGACAGGUUACCGGCAAUAGCAGUUGUCUGCCAAGGCGACAGUGGAGCCGGCCCCAAAGCCUUCUCACUCGCCGAUGCCGAGAGGAUUGUGACAACGGACUUCGAUCGUCUUCUUAAAGGCCUUACACCGGCACAGCGUGUCUCGGGAACGCAGUACCUGAACGAUGCCCGUACGAAUGCUAAGACGGCCGUGGACGAAGCCAGAAAAAUCAAAGACAGUCGAGACAUCGCGAUCAAGGCUACGCUUGCAUCGGUCCUGGUUCGACUAGAAGAAAUCCCAAAGAAACCUGGCCAGUUGAUUAAAUGCAUUAUGGACAGCAUCAAGUCAGAAGCAUAUGAGGACCUACAGGCUCGAUCCGCAUCAGCUGUUGCGGCGCUCGUUGAUCAUUAUACCAAGAGUCCGAAACGUGGCCCGGUAGACAAGCUGGUCUCUAAUUUGGUCAAAUUUACCUGCGUGGAUACUUCAGAGACCCCAGAAUUCAGUCCCAACGCCACUUUCGAAGAUAUCGUUUUGUCACUGCGAAAGGAGGAAGACAGAAAGGACCAUCCGGAUGCUGCCCGGUUUGAACAAGAGGCCAAGGAAGCCCGGAUUAUGCGGCGGGGAGCCAAACGUGCUCUGGAUGAGUUGGCGGGAGCAUAUCGUGCUCAGCUCCUUGAAAAACUCCCUGUGCUGAGAUCCCUCAUCGAAAGUCCGAUCCGUGACCUAAUCGAGUCCUCUGAUCCUGCUAGUCUGCAGGUCGACGAAGAACAAGGUCAAUCACUCGUUGACGCUAUGUCAACUUUGCGAACACUCUCGCCCACUCUGGACGCCGGUCUGCACACCUGGGUCUUGUCAUUGAGCCCUCUCAUUGGGAAAGCCAUGAGAAGCAGGCUCUCGGUCAUAAGAUACAGCGCCGCUAAAUGUUUCGCAACGAUAUGUAGUGUCAUACCGGUCGAGGCGAUGACCAGGCUUGUGCAGGAUAUCUUGCCCAACAUCAACAACCCUCUGGACCUCAGGGAUAGACAAGGGAUCACCGAAUGCGUCUACCACCUUAUACAGGCCAUGGGCGACAGGAUCCUGCCCUAUGUGAUCUUUUUGAUUGUACCUGUUCUGGGUCGGAUGAGCGAUGCCAACAAUGAUAUACGUCUGCUUGCGACGACAUCAUUCGCCACGCUGGUCAAGCUGGUGCCUUUGGAGGCAGGUAUUCCUGAUCCGCCGGGAAUGCCGGAGUCCUUGCUCCAAGGACGUGAACGGGAGCGCAAAUUCAUGGCGCAAAUGCUUGAUCCCAAAAAGGUGGAGCCGUUCCCAAUUCCCGUGGCGAUCAAAGCGGAGUUACGACCGUAUCAGCAAGAUGGUGUGAACUGGUUGGCAUUCCUCAACAAGUACAACCUCCACGGCGUUCUGUGCGACGACAUGGGUCUCGGGAAGACUCUCCAGACUCUCUGUAUUGUCGCCAGCGAUCAUCACAUACGGGCCGAGGAGUACGCCAAGACCCAAGCUCCCGAUAUGAGGCGUUUGCCGUCUCUUAUUGUCUGUCCACCAACGCUCUCGGGCCAUUGGCAACAGGAAAUCAAGCAAUACGCGCCAUUUUUAAGCUGUGUGGCGUACGUUGGACCGCCGGCAGACCGGGUCAGCCGUCGCCCUUUACUCGAAAAGGCCGACGUGGUCAUCACGUCCUACGAUGUGUGCAGAAACGACAACGAUAUUCUAACACCCAUCACUUGGAAUUACUGCGUGCUGGAUGAGGGCCAUCUGAUCAAGAACCCAAAAGCCAAGAUCACCCAGGCUGUGAAGAAGCUCAUCAGCAAUCACCGACUCAUUCUUUCCGGGACCCCCAUUCAGAACAAUGUCCUGGAGCUCUGGUCUCUGUUCGACUUUCUAAUGCCUGGCUUCCUGGGGACCGAGAAAGUCUUCCAAGAUCGAUUUGCAAAACCGAUCGCAGCCAGCCGCAAUGCCAAGUCGUCUUCCAAGGAACAGGAGGCGGGCGCAUUGGCAGUGGAGGCUCUUCACAAGCAAGUCUUGCCAUUUUUGUUACGACGCUUGAAAGAAGAAGUGCUCAACGAUCUCCCACCUAAGAUUCUGCAGAACUAUUAUUGUGAUCUGAGUGAUCUGCAGAAGCGUCUGUUCGAGGACUUCUUCAAAAAGGAGCGCAAGACGGUGGAGAACAGUGUCGGCUCGGCGGAUAAAGAGGCCAAACAGCACAUCUUCCAAGCAUUGCAGUACAUGCGGAAACUCUGCAACUCGCCCGCGCUCGUCGUCAAGGAAGGAAACAAGCAAUAUGAAGCGAUCCAAAAACAGCUUGCGGCGUCCAAAUCCAGUCUGCGCGAUAUUGCUCAUGCACCCAAAUUGGGCGCCCUACGCGACUUGCUGAUUGACUGUGGCAUCGGCGUGGACAACGAAUCAAACGACGUAUCAGCUUCGAGUUAUGUGUCGCAACACCGGGCACUGAUUUUCUGCCAGAUGAAGGAAAUGCUCGACAUGGUACAAACUGAGGUUUUGGGCAAACUCCUUCCCAGCGUUCAAUUCCUGCGACUCGACGGGAGCGUGGAAGCCACCAAGCGUCAAAAUAUUGUCAACCAGUUCAACAACGACCCCAGUUAUGACUGCCUUUUGCUGACGACCAGCGUGGGUGGUCUUGGCUUGAACCUGACUGGUGCCGAUACGGUCAUCUUCGUCGAACACGACUGGAAUCCUCAAAAGGACAUUCAGGCGAUGGACCGAGCCCACCGAAUCGGCCAGAAGAAGGUGGUGAAUGUCUAUCGCCUGAUCACGCGUGGUACUCUGGAGGAAAAGAUUCUGAGCCUCCAACGAUUCAAGAUUGACGUCGCGUCGACGGUUGUUAACCAACAGAAUGCAGGCUUGGGGAGCAUGGAAACAGAUCAGAUCCUGGACCUCUUUAAUCUCGGAGAAACGGCAGAGGGUGGUGGCGAGGCUGGCGGCACGAAGGAAGAGGACAUGGUCGAUCUCGAGACGGGUGAAGUCCGAAAGAAAGGAGAGAAGGGGUGGCUUGACGACGUGGGUGAACUAUGGGACGAGAGACAGUACGAAGAGGAAUUCAACCUCGACUCGUUUGUGCAGAACUUGAACAAAUAG